AUUAGAAGUUGUUUGGCUUUCGCGCCGGCCACAGCGCAAAUACGCGCAUAACAUCAGCUGGGAAUCUCUUUUUUUAUAUAUACAUGUUACUGACCACGGAGCGAGGAGAACAAUCGAAUGCCUUCAUUGAGAAGACCGCCACAAACACCAGCGGAUUUCUUCGUGAUUAACCCACUUCGGAGGACCGAGGUCCUUCUUGCCUGCAUUAUUUACUCUGAUAUACCUGGAGAAUCUGCUCAACCCUCGUCACGAUGCAGCUCAGGACAGUUUCGGACGUAAAGGUGGUGGACGUGGAGAAGAGACGUCACCCCUCAAAGCAUUACGUGUAUCUCAUCAAUGUAACUUACUCCGACACCACCUCCCACGUCAUCUACAGAAGAUACAGCAAAUUCUUUGACCUUCAGAUGCAGAUUCUUGACAAGUUCCCAAUCGAGGGAGGGCAGAAAGACCCUAAAAAGAGGAUCAUCCCUUUCUUACCAGGUAAGAUCCUGUUCCGUAGAAGUCAUGUAAGAGACGUGGCCAUGAAAAGACUGCGCUUCAUCGACGACUACUGCCGGGCCCUGGUGAGGCUUCCGCCCCAGAUUUCCCAGAGUGAGGAAGUGCUGCGCUUCUUCGAAACAAAGCCAGAGGACCUCAAUCCCCCUGUCGAGUGA
Messenger RNA from Sardina pilchardus (European sardine), 653 nucleotides. Its product is annotated as SH3 and PX domain-containing protein 2A-like. Gene Ontology annotation, biological process: superoxide anion generation. The record is from RefSeq and is a predicted model, not a curated record. Gene Ontology annotation, cellular component: cytoplasm. The transcript has 5 exons. Lineage: Eukaryota; Metazoa; Chordata; Actinopteri; Clupeiformes; Clupeidae. Gene Ontology annotation, molecular function: superoxide-generating NADPH oxidase activator activity; phosphatidylinositol binding. Bases 252 to 653 code for a protein of 133 amino acids.